This is a messenger RNA of Schistosoma spindalis, 2128 nucleotides long. The record is from the annotation of a GenBank genome assembly. NCBI's taxonomy places the organism in Eukaryota, Metazoa, Platyhelminthes, Trematoda, Strigeidida, Schistosomatidae.
CAAGGUUACAGGGCUUGCUGACGACCUUGACAGUGUCUUACAUAAUUAUUAGGAGGUUUAUCUGUCGUCAAUUUAUAUUUCUUGGAAACAUUGACUACCGUAUAUGUGUCUUGAUAUCCCACUUGUCACACUACGGCACCUUGAUCACUUUGGUUGCUACUGCUACAUAGUUCAUUUAAACAAAUCGAUCCUGCGAAGUGAUUUAUAAUUAUUGUAUCUGUGUUUUACUAACUAUUCACUAACGGCUCAAUACUCCUACUGUUUUAAAGUGCUAUAAACAAGACGGGCUGAUUAGUGUGGGUUGUCGCAUUAUGGUUAUGCUCUUUUCUGUUGUAUCAAACUAAGCACUCACCUCUUGUCCGCUGCUGCACUAAGCAGGGUUACGCGUGUAUUGUAUUGCCGGUCUUAUUUACUUAUGCUUAAGUGGAUUGUUUGUCAUGUCAGAUCUGUCCUGUAAUGCAGAUGUAACAGAUUCUUUUAACAUUACACAGAACACACCUAUUCCUAAUUCAAAUUGCACUUUGUUGAAUGAUGUAAUCGUUGGAAAUUAUAAUGACUGUGAUCCAUGUGCUCAAGGUCCGUCAGUUAAAAAACCUAGGUUAUUUGAGCAACAAGAUACUCUUUGUACAUUGAAUAAUGGUUUCAAGGAUGGUUACAAUAUAUGCAACUUAAAAAGCUUGCCAGAACUUCAAGAAGAACUUAAAAAAGUUCGACUCUGUUUCGAUUCAAAAUUAAAACUUGCUCUAAAAGAAAAAUUGUCCAAAUAUAUAUCUUUUAUUGAGACAACAGAAAAAACAGUAACUAGUUUAAAGGAAGAAAUAAGUCAAUUAACGGGUCGAAUGGAUUUCAUUGAGUCUUCAUCAAAAGACUUGACAAAAUUGAUUAAUGAGCGAAUUCCUUUGCCUGCUCCAACAAAUGGUAUUGGUCAGUCGAGAACUCUUUCUUCUCAAGCUCCUCGUUUACCUUUACCAUCUCAUUCUCCUUCGGUAUCCGCGCCAGAUCGAUCUAUACAAACAGUGAAUCCUUUGAAUCGACAGCCGAAUCUAACUUCAUCGAAUUCUGCUUCAUCUAGAUUAUUAUCCGUUCUACCGAAAACUUUCGAACUUCAGUGUGUUCCUCCUCAAACUGCAUCAGGUACAGUUUUAGCUAUCCAGGUCAAUGAUACUAUUGACCUAACAUCAGACACUAAUAUAGAAAAUGCUUGGGAAGAACAUUUGGUUUCUGGCUCAACAAAUACGAAAAAAAUGAAUAAGCACAGUGCCACACCUCUUACAAAUUUACAGAACGGGAUUAUUUCCACAAUGAAUGUUCCACCUUCAUUCACAUUUGACACUGGUAGUAGUUUGGAUAAUGUGAAUUCAAAGCAAUCAUAUUUGAACUUGGCAUCUUUACCUCAAGCUCAGAAUAUCACUACUAAUCAAAUAACCAAUUCUCUACCAUACUCUGUUAUUCCCGAUGUUCAACUACUUCCUGUUGCUUUGCUACCUCCGGUCCCAACACAACCGGUAACUAAUAUUAACCAUCUUCCAUUGCAACCUGUUCCUCAGCUAACUAUUGCAGAAGCAGCUGAAGGAGUUUGUUUACAAUGGUCUAUUACAUAUCCAAUUGGGUCAUUUGAACCUGCUAUUUCUUAUGAAAUUUAUAGUUAUGCUUCAUCUGAAGUUAAUUUAGUCACUGUUCAAACAUCAUUACCAUGGAAAAAGGUUGGUGAAGUAGCCGCUUUACCUUUACCUAUGGCGUGUACAUUAACUCAUGUUCAAGCGAAUAAUAUGUAUUAUUUUAUUGUUAGGUCAGUUGAUCGAUUGCGUCGAUAUAGUUCAUGGUCAAAUGUUGUAAAUGCUUAUGUCAGUUGAAAAGCACCAAGACAUUGUCAAUAACCCUGGGGAUUUGAUUAAUGUCCCUCCCUUGAAAUAUUCCUUUACAAAUGAAGAUAUGUGUACUUUUUUUAUUGCAUUUACCCAGCAAAAAUACGUCUGUACAGUUCUCAUCUAUGUCAGGAUGUGUGUAUGUAUGUAUGUAUGUAAAUUUUCUUUUCUUUGUAUUCAGGGACUUUAGCCCUAAAUUGAUUUUCCCUCAGUUAUAUACUUUAAUAUUUUGUAAUCUAGAUUAAAUAUGUAUCACAAUGAAA